UGUCAUGAGGAGGACCACCAUGAAAAGUGCAAGCAAAAUUCACGUUUUCUCAGUCGUUCUUCAGAAACAGUUAAGUGAAGCCAACCACAAUUGUGUUGUAAUUUAAUAAAAGAAAUCAAGUGGCCCCCACAUCAAAAACAAACUGCGCAAAAUGUCCAACCCAUCGAAUGGACUAUCCACCAAACUGCUGGUCAGUAUCGGCAUUGGUGUUGGCGUAACAGCGAUAUCAAGUGCCACUUACUUAUAUUACAAAUACUGGAAGCAAGAUGUUAUGCCAGAAGAAUGGCAACGAGUGGGAACAUUGGAAAUGUUGGAAUUCUUCCCAUUGAAAUCUUGUGCACGACUCAAAAUACCAGAUGGCACCGAACUAGAUUGUGACGUGCUUGGCCUACGCUAUCAGGGUUUUCUUGAUCGCGCACUAAUGCUAGUGGACAGUACUGAUGUAAUGAUAACGGCUCGUGGCUAUCCUAAAAUGGUACUCAUCACUUCGACACUGGUAACACCCACAAAGCUUGACAUCAAUGCACCCGGCAUGGAUACAUUGGAAUUAGAUUUUAAAAAGCUCGUCAAAGAAGCACCGGGUAUAAAUAUACACACAGCAGUGUUUGGUGCCAAAUUAGAUGCUACGUUGUGCGGUGAAAAAUAUGACAAAUGGUUUUCACAAUAUAUAUUAGGUCAGGAAAGUGGAUUGAAGCUUGUCUAUUAUCCAUAUCGCAAGCCGUUUAAGCCAAUUGACAAGGAUUUGGCCAACGAACCACAUAUCACAAAAUCAGAUACGGGUGCCUUCGCGGAUGCCACCAGCUACAUGCUGAUGAAUUUAUCCUCUGUUGAUGAUCUCAAUAAAAGACUACCACGCCCGGUACAGUCGAUUCAAUUUCGUGGCGGUUUCUAUUUGAAAAUGGAUAAAAGUGAACCUUAUGCUGAGGAUGCCUUUGAAUGGAUUAAAGUUGGCAAUGAAGCAGUGUUUCGUAAAGUGGCACCAUGUCGUCGUUGCAUUUUGCCAAACAUCAAUCCAGAGACUGGCGAGCGCGACCCAGAGAAUAACCCUUUAAAAACGCUUAAGACGUAUCGUUGCUUUGAAAACAAACCGAGUCCUGUUCUUGGCAUACAUCUAGGUUUACGUAAGGCAGGAAAAGUAAAGCGAGGAGAUGUGAUUUACUGUGGCGUGCAAAAGUAGUUGAGAUUUAUUUGAUUUUGGACUUGUUCGAGUUGCGAUGACGACCGUUGUGUUGCACGAAUUUUUAAAGUAUCCCGUUCGAUGAGCAAUUCUGGCAACUUUGGCUAACUCAAAAAUUCAGCACGAUGGUUUCAUCCUUUUCUUUGUAAUUUACCGCAAUAUCCAAAUUAUCAUCAAAAAUAUUUAGAGAACGCUCCAUUAUAUUUUUGUAAACGUUUAUAAGUGCUGAAUACUAUUUUAUUACGUGCCUCGAACGCGCCCUUU
This is a messenger RNA of Anastrepha obliqua, 1441 nucleotides long. Its product is annotated as mitochondrial amidoxime-reducing component 1-like. Bases 152 to 1177 code for a protein of 341 amino acids. NCBI's taxonomy places the organism in Eukaryota, Metazoa, Arthropoda, Insecta, Diptera, Tephritidae. The record is from RefSeq and is a predicted model, not a curated record. The transcript has 4 exons. Gene Ontology annotation, molecular function: catalytic activity; molybdenum ion binding; pyridoxal phosphate binding.